AUGCAGCAACAACAAACACAGAUGCAGAUUCCAAAGCUCUCGCAAAACAUCACCUUACGCGGGAGCACGGAAAUCGUGACUGAAUUUUUCGGCUACGCGGUCAAUUCCAUCUUAUACCAGCGAGGUUUAUACCCACCGUCCACGUUCGAGGUGAAGAAAAAAUACGGUUUAGGCAUGCUCGUGAGUUCGGACGAGGAGAUUAAAAACUAUCUGGUGUCGGUUUUAGAUCAAAUCAACGAGUGGCUGAUCGAGAAGAAAUUGGAGAAGUUAGUUUUGGUGAUCAGUUCGGUGAGAACGAGAGAGACCGUGGAGAGAUGGGUGUUUGAUAUAGAAACGGAUUCGGAGAUUGGAUUGGAAGAAAACGAGGAAAACGUGAAACCAACAGAAGGAGGAAAAGGAGGAGAAAAGAACAAAAAAUACGAAAAAUCGAAACAGGACAUCACGAACGAAAUAGCGGCGAUUAUGCGUCAAAUAGCGGCAUCGGUGACGUUCUUACCGUUACUGGAAGAUGAGUGUUCGUUUGAUUUGAUCGUGUACACGAAUAAGGAUUCAGAGACGCCGCAAGAGUGGGAGGAGAGCGACCCGAGAUUUAUCCGCAACGCCGAGACCGUCAAGUUACGAAGCUUCUCGACGAAAGUGCAUUCGGUGGAGGCUGCGGUGGCGUACAAAGCGGAGAGCCCUUUGAAUGUGUAA
Bathycoccus prasinos is the source of this 693-nucleotide messenger RNA. Its product is annotated as mitotic spindle checkpoint component mad2. Gene Ontology annotation, cellular component: kinetochore; nucleoplasm; cytoplasm. Bases 1 to 693 code for a protein of 230 amino acids. The record is from RefSeq and is a predicted model, not a curated record. Gene Ontology annotation, biological process: mitotic spindle assembly checkpoint signaling. Lineage: Eukaryota; Viridiplantae; Chlorophyta; Mamiellophyceae; Mamiellales; Bathycoccaceae. The transcript has a single exon.